Exophiala bonariae is the source of this 2652-nucleotide messenger RNA. RefSeq lists its product as uncharacterized. NCBI's taxonomy places the organism in Eukaryota, Fungi, Ascomycota, Eurotiomycetes, Chaetothyriales, Herpotrichiellaceae. The record is from RefSeq and is a predicted model, not a curated record. Bases 1 to 2652 code for a protein of 883 amino acids. The transcript has 5 exons. Gene Ontology annotation, cellular component: chromatin. Gene Ontology annotation, biological process: DNA-templated transcription; regulation of transcription by RNA polymerase II. Gene Ontology annotation, molecular function: DNA-binding transcription factor activity, RNA polymerase II-specific; zinc ion binding; RNA polymerase II cis-regulatory region sequence-specific DNA binding.
AUGGCCCCAAAGAAGCGUUCUCAAACUCCACGACAUCAAGGCGUCAACGACACUCAACAUCACCAUCCCGAGCCAGUCCAGACCCACUACGCUCCUUCAACUCAACCUGACUCUACUCCCCCUUCCACCACCACUAGAGAUCGUCGUCGCAAACCAAAGGACAAUUCUAUCGACCCCCCAAUCGUAUCUUCCAACCAUUCGCCCACCAUUCCCACCUCACCUCAUUCACCAAUCGAAGGCAUUGCUUUUGGAUCUCACUCUCGUCGAGAGAGCACUUCGACCAUGAGGACCUCAUCCAUUUCGCUAGAGGGCCAUCCCAGCUGUACUCCAACAGGCCGUAUCAGCAAGGCAAAGAAAGGCAAGCGUGUGCACGCUUGUGAGUUUCCUGGUUGUGGAAAGGUCUUCACUCGAGCUGAACAUAGAAGACGACACGAGCUCAAUCACAAUCCUGAAGCGCUAUUCCCUUGCACGCGUCCUGGAUGUCGAAAGGCAUUUCAUCGCAUUGAUCUACUGCAGCGUCAUCAGGAGCGACAUGAUCUUGAGAGCGCCCACGAUGCCUCUUCUGGACAUUUGGGCCGCAUGUCGCAAGUACCAGUCUCUUCUGAUCUUUCAUCCGUUCUGGCUGCGACUUCUGUCCACAGCCCGUCGGUAGAUCGAGGAGCUCCCAGAUCAUCUUCUGGAGGUCUUUCAAUCGGUUCUCUUGUUCAUCCACAGACAGAUUAUCGCUACUUGGGAACCCCAGCGUUCAGCAGCCACCCUCGACAAUCAAUGGCUCAAUUUGUGCCUGGAUUCCCUUCUUCUGACGACUCUGGCAUGUUUUACACUCCAGAGAGCAGUCAAUCUCCUGUUUCCGAGUACUAUGGCAGAUAUCCACAUCGUCAGAGUAUCUCUUCAUCUUCUUCUGUUGCUGCAUUUGAUCCCAGUGGAACUUCUCCCUUGAUCAGUGGAAACAUGCCCGGUACUUGGGUGCCCUCUUCUGCUCCUCCCAGCAUGCUCCCAUCAAAUGUGACUGAUGAUGGUGCUUAUCUUCCUUCUCCUGCAGACUCUUCCCUACCAAUACCCCUCUCCGACCUGGAUGGAUACGAAUGGUCUGUCAUUCGACGAGAGUUAUCAAGUGCCUCAGGAAUACUACCAGGAAAUCCCUCAGCCGGUAUAUCUGACACUAUAAGGUGGGAUUGUUUAGAUCUUUACUGGCAGUAUUUCCAUCCGCACUUCCCGGUCGUACAUCGCCCUACCUUUCUACCGACGAAACCGAGCCCUCUACUAGCCAGUGCCAUGGCAGCCAUCGGAUCACAAUAUGACAGCCGUCCAGAUGCAAAAUUUUACUCUCUGACGCUUUUAGAUAUUGCUACGAAACUUCUUAGACGACGAGACAGCAUCACCAGUCGAUCUCGGCUGGCAGAUUUACAGACUGUGUUUCUUCUGGAAGUUCUCAGCAAGUAUUGCGCAAGAAGAGUAGAAGUGGAAAUGUCGGCAAGAUUCCGUUCUCUUUUUGCGAGUCUUGAUCAGGCGCGUCGAUCCCUUGCAACAGAUCCUUUGGCAGUUUUCCGAACUCUUCGAAAAGAUCGUACUUCAGAAGAUAUCCAUCGAGCGCACAAGUUCUGGCUAGAGCAUGAAACUCGAAGACGGAUCCUUCAAGCUUCAAUGGUCCUGGAUUUACAACAAGUUAUGCUUUUUGAGCAGCCCCCCACGAUUGUUCAACAUGGUCGACCAUCACGAGCAACUGGGGUUCGCACUCCACUAUCACUACCCUGUCCUGAAGGUCUUUGGGAAAUCAGUUCAAUUGAGACAUGGGUGGAAAUGGCCUCCAAUCCCGACUUUUCUAAACCAAGGUCUACUCGGAAUGAUAGCUCUGCUCUUGGCAUACCACUGGACUACUUUCAGGUGCAGGUCAGUCUAGCAAGCACUCAAGAUACCUAUUUGGACGACUUCCUCGCACCAAAAGAUCAGCUGAGCCAUUAUGCCUCUCGAUUGGAAUUCACUUAUCAUGCUAGGGAGAUGGCUAGAAAUACGCCCAUCCGGCAGUUGCUUGUUGUGAGUGGAGAAUCAUGGAUCAUGGGCAAAAAGCUCGAGAACGAAUCUGAGUUCCAGAACGCAAAGAAAAACUUGAGAGUCUGGGUCGAGUCCAACAUCGAAAGUCGCACAGCUGUCUGGCAUGCCCUAAGAUUGAUUCGAGGCUGCGCAAAAUUCAUGCCCACUGAUUCUACCCAUACUGGAUUGUUUGUUUCGUUACACGGUACUCAGAUGCUACACGAGCCUUGGGUACUUUACGUUGCUGCUCUGGUCUGUUGGGCAUAUGGAGUCGGUGUCUGGAAAUCCCUUGAGUGCGUUGGAUCGCUCUCUGGAGCACCCUCGACCAUCAGUGAACCUCUUUCCAACCUGUCCCGGACCUCCAGCUUGUCAUCGGUCCAUCCGGCGCUAUUAGAUUCACAAGAGGCUGCAUACUCGAUGCGGGAAUUUUUGCACAUUACGAAUGUCGAAAAGGUGGAGGACCUCUCACAGCUAGACCCACAUAUAUUCGGUCAGGUGCAUGGUGUUUUGGAGAUGAUCCGGCUCAAUAAAAUUGGCAACUUUCUCGGAGGCCUCAUGAACGACGCGGAACGAGUACUGUAUCGACUCGUGGAGGGACGCAGUCGACUUUCACAUUUCUAG